UAUUUUGCAUGUAAAGGUUAAUUUCACCACACCGGUCACUGGCAGCGUUAGUACAUCCGGGUGAUUCCAGUGACCUUGGGUUGGUUGUGAGAAUCAUGGCGACUCUUGUCAGGAUAAGUUCUGUUUGCCACAGAGGUGUCAGCCCUCUGUUAUUUCGCUCUUCCUCCCUCAUCAGACCUUUGGCCGUACAGAAGAAGGAUCGUGAUUGUCCGUACUUGAUAUCAGCAAAGAUCCAUGCAACUCCAUCCAACUAUGCGGGCUCUGGGUCCAAAGCCGCUUCUCUGCACUGGACAGGAGAGCGGAUCCUGAGCAUAGUUCUUCUAGGUUUGGCACCCGUUGCAUACUAUUACCCCGGCCCUGCUGUUGACUACUCUUUAGCAGCUGCACUUACUCUACAUGGUCACUGGGGUCUUGGCCAGAUUUUGACAGAUUACGUUCACGGAGACUUUAAAAUCAAGAUGGCAAAUGCUGGCCUCUUCCUUCUGUCGACCGUCACCUUCGCCGGCCUGUGCUACUUCAACUACCAUGACGUGGGGAUUUGUAAAGCUGUGGCCCUCUUGUGGAGUAAAUGACUGGACUGAGAUGGGGGAUGGGAUCUGCUUUUGGCAUCAGAGUUCCAGUUUAUUGUAUACAUUUGUGAAGUUUGCGAAAUAUGUAAAUUCUAUAAAUAUAUCAUUUUUGACAACAUUGUGUCGAUUUGCAGGUGUUUUUAAUUGUUAAUGUUGUCAGUUUGUUCAGAACAUGCUCAGCUUUUGCUUAAGAUGGAAAUCUCUGCAUGUCAUCCACUCUCUUGUCUGGCAGAUCAGUGUUUCUGAAGCAGCAAAAUGAACUAAUUGUUGUGGCUACAAGAUGCUGGUCACUGUAUUUGAAAUCACUAUGCUAAUAAUAUUACCUUUUUACAGGAAAAUGAUCAGGUAAUAAAUGUUUUGGCCAUAUUUAUCGCAUAAUGUCUUUUUGUCAGCCAGUAUCUGAUGUUAAAACGUAAUAUCUUGACUUAAGUUGGUUGUCACAUUCAGAAUAAACUUUAUACAGGUAUUUGAACAUGUAUCUUCAUAGUCCUCCAGUAAUAACCACAACAUGUGGAGAAUUGACACAUUGACACUUUGCAUGGCUGUAUUUCUGCUUAAGUAAUUAAUCAUUUAUGAAAGGCAAUUUGUAACUUGAUGUGCUUUGCAUUAAAAGCAAUUUAUGUCUUUCAUUUUAAAUUGCUUGAUGUAUUUAAAAUGGUAUAUCCAAGCUUGUGUGGGUAAUUAUGUAAAUUGAAUCUAAAUUACAAAAUGUGAGUUUUGGAUCUAAAGGUUUCUAGAGAUACUUUUUUUCCUGAAAGGAAUAAAUUUUCGAUGGAGAUUUUGCAAGUCCUGUUAUCAUGAUCUUAUACAUGUCUGAAAUGACAUGAUUGAGUCUGGUUGCACUUUUGUCUGUUUAAAGUGCUAUGGAGAUUUGUGUAAUAAAUCUGUAUGACUAGAUUUCUAUGCAGAUUGAAGCUUUGGGUACAAUUGUGCACUUAAGAAUAAAGGCAGUUUUUUGGAUUA
Molecule: messenger RNA, 1532 nt
Organism: Onychostoma macrolepis
Lineage: Eukaryota; Metazoa; Chordata; Actinopteri; Cypriniformes; Cyprinidae
Gene: sdhdb
Product: succinate dehydrogenase complex, subunit D, integral membrane protein b
Exons: 4
Coding region: 96-572 (158 amino acids)
Biological process (GO): tricarboxylic acid cycle; mitochondrial electron transport, succinate to ubiquinone
Cellular component (GO): mitochondrial envelope; membrane
Molecular function (GO): heme binding; ubiquinone binding
Source: RefSeq, a predicted model, not a curated record